Molecule: messenger RNA, 2894 nt
Organism: Boleophthalmus pectinirostris (great blue-spotted mudskipper)
Lineage: Eukaryota; Metazoa; Chordata; Actinopteri; Gobiiformes; Gobiidae
Gene: acer3
Product: alkaline ceramidase 3
Exons: 11
Coding region: 216-1022 (268 amino acids)
Biological process (GO): ceramide metabolic process; phytosphingosine biosynthetic process
Cellular component (GO): endoplasmic reticulum membrane
Source: RefSeq, a predicted model, not a curated record
GACAGUAGUAUUCUUCUGUGCAUUUCCUUGUCUUGCCUCGCCAUGCUCCGGUGCUUACAGUGUUGCUACUGGGUGCAUAUUAAUAAUUAAUGUAACAGGGUGAGUGGUGUUUGCUUUGGCCUGGCGGCGGACCUCAGCCCAGGAGGAGGAGUGAGCAUGGAGCGGGCUGGAGAUGGGGCAAAUCCGUGAGCGCCCACUGCCUGUUCUCUUCCAUCAUGGCUCCCUCCGCGGACAGGCAAGGAUACUGGGGGCGACCCACCUCUACUCUGGACUGGUGUGAAGAAAAUUAUGUCGUGUCUUAUUACAUCGCAGAGUUCUGGAACACAGUUAGCAAUCUUAUUAUGAUCAUCCCCCCCAUUUGUGGAGCCAUUCAGACGUUUCGCGAUGGACUGGAGUUUCGAUAUGUAUGUUCUUUUAUAGGACUGACAGCUGUUGGCAUUGGGUCCUGGUGCUUCCACAUGACGCUGCUGUAUGAAAUGCAGUUACUUGAUGAAUUGCCAAUGAUCUACAGCACCUGUGUUUUUGUCUACUGUCUGUAUGAAUGCUUCAAACAAGAGAAGACUAUAAGUUUCUUUCUAAUUGCAUUAUUAUUAUUCUUCAGUAUAUCUGUAUCUGUGGUGUAUUUACAGUGGAAGGAGCCAGUAUUUCAUCAGGUCAUGUAUGGGGCCCUAGUAGCGUGCCUGGUGAUACGGUCUAUCUUUAUUGUUACGUGGGUGUACCCAUGGCUGAAGCCGCUGUGCUACACUUCUUUAGGAAUCUUCAUGUUGGGAUUUCUACUGUGGAAUAUUGACAACAUAUUCUGUGACUCAUUAAGAGCCAGUAGACAAACACUGCCCUCUGGUGUUGGAGUGGUGAUGACACAGUUUCAUGCAUGGUGGCACAUUUUAACAGGCCUUGGUUCUUACCUGCACAUACUUCUGAGCCUGCAAAUCAGAGCAACCUACCUCAAGUACAGACCAAAAGUGAAGUUUUUGUGUGGAGUGUGGCCGACGCUACACAUGGAGCCACAGAAGAGCAGCUGAGAUGAAGAAGAGGGGGGCAGAUGAAGGAUGAAGACUGCUUCCUCAGUCAGACACCAGGGGGCAGGGCUGAGCUGCCAAGCCCCUGUCCACUAAAGGGACCUCAGCCCACAGCCAGAGGUUAGGAGCUCGUCUCUGCUGUGGAGACUCAAGAUAGCACUGAGAAUAUUAAAAUUUAUUUUAAUCCUAAUUUAUUAGUUUAGCUGUUUAUAACACGCAAAGUUUCAUUUCUUAUUUAAUUUGCGUUCACAGUGAAAAGGCAAAAACAUAUAAACCUGUCUAGGUCAGUAAAGAUAUAUUAUUUGCAAUAGUGAAAUUCAUUCAAAUUUGGUCAGUUUAGUAUGAAAAUGCUUUAACCUGUCACUAACUCUAUGUAAACACUGUCAUCGUGUUUCAUAAUAUUCAACCUUUUAUUAUCUGAUAGUCUUGAGUUAAUCUUAUUGCCAAAACUAAAAUUUUGUUUUGCCAAAGUUUUUUUUAAAAGAUAAAGUAAUUUUGCCUUAAUUAUUGUUUCAGAAUAACAGGGUCCAUCAAAGAAGGAUUAUGUUUUUGGUUAGAGUGAAGUCAAACAUCCACAGUCAUUUCAAGAGUGAUAAAAUACUCUGAUAGUGUCACAUUAUUGUGUUGUCAUGUUGCUCAGUAGUUUUAUGUGAGUGGGCCAACAGACAGUGUUAGCUGCAAAUGUGUUGUGAUUUGAUUCAAAUGUAGAUUUUGCACAUAUUAUAAACCUGAUACACUGGAAGACGUUUAGUUUAGGUUGCUCAGACCUGAAUUUAAACCUAAUAUAGAUAACAAAUUGUAGAAGCUUUUGUAAUUAUUUAGAUUUCAUGAAGGGACCAAGUGAAUGCUUAAACUAGAAAAGCACUCAGAGAGCGCAGACCUCCGCCAAGGACUACCCCCAUUUUUUAUAUAAAUUGCGAUAAAAUCAGUCUUCUGGAUCAGAUCCGGAUCAGCCUUUGGAAUAUGAAAGAGGAUCCCAUUGUCCAUCCCUGAGUCAAAUUUCAUGGGGUUUGGUCAAUAAUUAACCGAGAUAUUGAGAAACAAAAUUUUUGGCCCCAUUUACCACAAUGUUAACACCGCCAAAAUGAAAUCAGUUCUUCCUUUUCACAUUUCCUACAAAUCCUGAAAAUUUCCUCAAAAUCGGUCCAUAACAUUUUGAGUUAUGUUGCUAACAGACAAACAAACAAACAACAGCAAACGCCAGCAAAAACAUAACCUCCUUGGCGGAGGUAAUAAUGAAUAAAUAUAAUAAAAGUCAGUUAGUUCCCCUUCUAAAGAUGACGUAUAACCACCAUCUUAUUUAUUCAUAUUAUUUAAUAUUAUUUUUGCCGACAUACAUUGUUUUGCAACAGAAAAUGAAGAAAGCACAUGCAAAAACACUUUGUGGACAGUUGAAGAUAUGUCCACUAGGUGGAAUUAAACCUCAUCUCUUACUUUGCCAAGCCUAAGUGCAUUGAAGUUCUUCCUUCUCCUUUUACUUGUAAUUGUUUUUAUGUACUACAUUUUGUGAUAAUGUUAAUUACAUGUUGUUCAUAUUUACAGUAACUUUGGUUUUGUAUAUGUCGUGCUAUUAGAUCUAUGCUAGAUGUUAUAUUAAUGAAUAGCCUCAUUAACUACUGUGCAUUAUGUCCAUUAUACAUGGUUUAAUUUUGCAAUCAUGUCAUUGACAAAGGUAACAGUGGUGUGGAGCCAGCAGCAUUCAUGAGCACAAGAGCACAUAAGUAUUCCCAUAGUUCAGUGUGUGUACAUGUGUAAACUGUAUCCUCUGCUCCACACGAGCACGAGUCAAAACAGGUGCCUUAUUGAUAUUAUUGCAGUGUAAUCCAAGUUGCCUUGAUGUUGAUGAUGAAAAAACAUUAAAAUUCAUGUGGUUUA